Molecule: messenger RNA, 1037 nt
Organism: Striga asiatica
Lineage: Eukaryota; Viridiplantae; Streptophyta; Magnoliopsida; Lamiales; Orobanchaceae
Source: the annotation of a GenBank genome assembly
GUACAAACGACCCAUUCAAUUACAGAGUGAAUUAAAACAAAUAAUUUGUAUGAUUGAUUUUCCUGAACCCCAACCCCGCUCCGUUUCCGAUCAUUUUCAACCCUUCGCUGUGGUCACGACGACCUUUUUAUCUUUAUAUAAAAUCCGAUUUUGAGUGGUGGGCUUUCAUUAUCUCCGCGGAUAUCAUUUCAUUUUCUUCGGAUUUUGUGGAGGUUUUGAUACUGAAAAAUGGGUAGUGCGUCCUCAAUGUUGACUCAGUAUGAUAUUGAAGAAGUUCAAGAACAUUGUGAUCAUCUAUUUACUCAGCAAGAAAUACUGUCCCUGUACAAGAGAUUUUGCCAACUAGAUAGAAAUGCAAAGGGAUUCAUAUCGGCCGACGAAUUCUUGUCUGUACCUGAGUUUGCAAUGAACCCACUUUCUCAGAGGUUGCUUAAGAUGGUGGAUGGAUUGAAUUUCAAAGAUUUUGUUGCAUUUUUGUCUGCUUUCAGCUCAAAAGCAACCGUACCCAAGAAAAUCGAGAUUAUAUUCAGAGUAUACGACUCUGAUUGUGAUGGGAAGGUGGAAUUCAGUGACCUUGUAGAAGUUCUUCAUGAUUUAACUGGCUCAUUUAUGUCCGAAAAGCAACGAGAGCAAGUUUUAACCCAGCUGCUGCAUGAAGCUGGUUACACGAAAGAAUCUUCUCUUCUGUUGGACGACUUCAUUAAGAUAUUGGAACGGCCAGGUCUGAAAAUGGAUGUGGAAAUCCCAGAUGAUUAACCAAACGCAAAACCACCACUAUAUAUGUGCACAAAUUAUAGCAUUUAUACUUGUUAUUUUACCAUUGUGUUGAAAAUUAUGAAAAGAAAAAAUGGAAAUCUCAAUAUUGUUGAUUGUUCUUUAACCAAUAAGUAACAUUUUAUCGUUUUUUUUUUCAUCGAAUAGUCCUCCGAAUUUCGAUCUUUACAAGUUACAAAAUAGAAUGGAAUAUCCUAAAAUGGCAGAACUAAUAAUAAUAUAACCCUGAAUUUAGUACUUUCAGACAAAGAUGCCAUGUGAAG